GUCAGGGGUGAAAGGUGAAAGGUGGCUGCAGACAUGGCGGCUCCCCUGGAUGACAUGUUUUCCCUCUGCGUGGACGCCGGUAAAGUCGCCGGCAGCGUGGAAGUGAGAUUUAUAGACAACGUGAAGGGUAAAGGUCUCUUCGCCAAAAGGAGCAUCAAGAAAGGAGAAACUAUUUUUGUUGAGCGACCUCUCGUCGCUGCCCAGUUCUUGUGGAAUUUUUUGUAUAAAUAUAAAGCCUGUGAUUUCUGCCUACGAGCUCUGGAGACCGCAGAGGAGAAUGCGAGGAGGCUUAGUGGCAUCCCCGGCCUGAGCCUCCCUCAUCCUGAGCUCUGCCGGGUUCGACCCGAGCUGCACCAGGCCUGCCCUCAGUGUCAGGUGAUGUACUGCAGCAGCGAGUGUCGGCAAGCGGCAGCGGAUCAGUACCACAGGGCUCUGUGUUUGGGACCCUCUCAGGAAGAUCCAGAUCACCCCAUCAACAAGCUCAAAGACGCCUGGAGGAGCAUGCAUUAUCCUCCGGAGACCUCCAGCAUCAUGCUCAUGGCUCGGAUGGUGGCUGUGGUCAAACAGGCCAAAGAUAAAGCGCACUGGCAGAAGCUCUUCUCUCACUUCUGCAGCCGCACUGCCAACGAGGAGGAGGAGAUCGCCCAUAAGCUCCUGGGAGAGCAGUUCAGAGGGCAGUUGGCGUUGUUACACAGCCUUUUCACAGCAGCACUUUAUGACGACCAUCUCAGUCGGUGGUUUGUUCCUGAAGGUUUCCGCUCCCUCUUCGCUCUGGUUGGGACCAACGGUCAAGGCAUCGGCACCAGCUCUCUGAGUCAGUGGGUUCACGCCUGCGAUGCACUGGAGCUUCCCGCCCACCAGAGGGAGCAUUUGGACUCCUUUAUCGACCAGCUGUACAAGGACAUAGAAAAAGAGACGGGAGACUUCCUCAACUGUGAGGGAUCCGGACUCUUCCUGCUCCAGAGCUCCUGUAACCACAGCUGUAUACCCAACGCAGAGGCUUCAUUCCCCGACAACAAUUUCCUGCUUCACCUCGGCGCCCUCAGCGACAUCGCCCCGGGAGAGGAGAUCUGCAUCAGUUAUCUGGACUGCUGUCAGCGGGACCGGAGCCGACACAGCAGACACAAAAUCCUGAGGGAGAACUACCUGUUCGUGUGCUCCUGUCCAAAGUGUGCCUCCCAGACGGACGAGCUGGAUGUGACAUCUGAGGAGGAAGAGGAAGAAGAAGGCGAAGCAGAAGGUGAAACGGAGGGGGACGAGCUGGAGGAUGAGAUGACAGAUGUCUGAUGAAAGACCCGGCCAUAUUGUUCCCAUUCCCGCCACUGCGCUAAGCGACCACGGCGCUCAGAAGAAUGAAAAAAGAAAAGAAAAAAAAAAACCCCAGCCCGAACCUUCAUCCACAUUUCAGCAGAACGAGUCCAAAUGUGUGAA
Messenger RNA from Salarias fasciatus (jewelled blenny), 1431 nucleotides. RefSeq names its product SMYD family member 5 (gene smyd5). The record is from RefSeq and is a predicted model, not a curated record. Lineage: Eukaryota; Metazoa; Chordata; Actinopteri; Blenniiformes; Blenniidae. The transcript is spliced from 13 exons. Gene Ontology annotation, biological process: negative regulation of gene expression, epigenetic. Gene Ontology annotation, molecular function: histone H4K20 methyltransferase activity; protein binding. Bases 34 to 1287 code for a protein of 417 amino acids.